AUGGCCGCCUCACCAAAAGUAAGUGCCGUUUGGCCUGCUUUGGAUAGUACGCUGGACCAAACCCCACGCUCUAAAUGUAAAUAUGUGACCUCGAGAAGUCAGCUAGGAGACGGUAAUUUUAGCGUUGUAAAAGAGUGUAUGAAUGUGCAUACUCGUGUCCGCUAUGCGAUGAAGCUUGUACCAAAGAAGUUGGUUAGAGGGCGAUUACAAUUAAUCCAGCGGGAAGUAUCAAUAUUAAAGCACGUGAGCGAACAGCUCCAUAUGCUUGAAAAUAGAAGCUCAGAGGAAUCUACAGGUGGAAACAUUGAUCGGCAAGGAACAUUUGAUGGACAUCAUCAUGUGCUACAGCUGUUUGACUACUUCGAGACGAGAGAUAAUAUCAUCUUAGUGACCCAGCUUUGCAAACAGGGUGAUUUGUACGACAUGAUUAUCAAUGCAGGGUCUUUGGAUGUGGAACGUCAGGUAAAACCAUAUACUGCAUGCUUGUUGAGUGCUUUGAAUUUCUUGCACAAUAAUGGGAUAUUGCACCGUGAUAUUAAGGCUGAAAAUAUUCUUUUUAGACUUCGGGACCAAGCUCCUCCGGAAGGUUCAGGUUACGACGUCUCUGCUCAUGACUUGAUUGUGGCCGAUUUUGGGCUUGCAGUGAGGAUGGAAGACACUUCAACUCUAAAGGAAUAUGUUGGUACGCUCUCGUACUUAGCUCCAGAAGUUGUGCGGUGUAAAAAUAUUCAGCACGUAUCGCCAGCAGAAGCAGACAAAAUAAGGCCAUAUGGGCCUGGAAUAGAUAUCUGGGCCCUUGGAGUUCUUUGUUACUUCAUGAUGGGGGGUUAUAUGCCCUUUGACUGUGAAGAUGAUGCUGAAACGACCGAAUGUAUCCUACAGGGCGAUUACUACGUUGACGAAGAAGCCCACGCUAAUGCAAUUGUAGAGUACAAGAACUGCUGGGACUUUAUCCAGCGCUGUUUUACGAGCAAUGACGCCAUUAGACCCUCUGCUCAAGAUUUGAUGGGCCAUAUUUUUGUUAGAGAGUACUUUCAGUCCGUUGCUGCUAAAGAUUUCUCUUACAUCCCACUUAUAGAACGCUCAAAAUCUUCGAACUCACUACACAAUUUGGGCCCGCCAUCCAGGUCCCCAUUGGUCUCGACCGAAUUUUCGUUUAUCGAGCAGUCUCCAAUCUCAAGGUCCAGCUCAAGGGAGAAGAACUUGAGUAAGUUAAAGGAUACUUUGAGGAAAACGUUAUCGAUGACGUCUAUUGAACCUAAGAAUAAUAUUAGGUUAAGAUUUAUCCAACCGUCUUUGGCCCAAAAUCAACAUAGAAAAAACUCUACGUUUGUUAUGGAGCCAGAGCCCCCAUCACAGAGUCUGAUGAACGGUUGUUUUAGUAUAACGCCCGAAAGCCAUUCUAAUUUUAAUGUCACUCCCGCAAUUUCGAGGAAAAGUUCCGGAAAUAAUAUCCUCGAACUAGCACGUCCGAUGUUUUUAAAUGCACUGUCACCGCAAACUGCUACAAAUUUCACGCCAGUCGUCGCAAAAAUGGAAAGUGGUAGAGGUAGAACGACGGCAUUUCAAGUGGGCGAUGAAGACGAUAUAUAG
Eremothecium sinecaudum is the source of this 1593-nucleotide messenger RNA. RefSeq names its product protein kinase TDA1 (gene TDA1). The record is from RefSeq and is a predicted model, not a curated record. NCBI's taxonomy places the organism in Eukaryota, Fungi, Ascomycota, Saccharomycetes, Saccharomycetales, Saccharomycetaceae. The transcript has a single exon. Gene Ontology annotation, molecular function: ATP binding; calcium/calmodulin-dependent protein kinase activity; calmodulin binding. Gene Ontology annotation, biological process: cellular response to oxidative stress; protein phosphorylation. Bases 1 to 1593 code for a protein of 530 amino acids.